CUGUCAAGGACAAGCUACCGCCCGUUCCACGGCUCCUGGUGUGUGUACUCCAUAGAGACACACACACACACACACACCCUCCAUCUCGUCCAAACAAGCUUCCGCUUGCAUCCAGCGCAAUAUCUACAUAGUAGCCUUUUCGUAUCGCCCGAUGCUCCGCCAGGGGUUGGCCCGCUUCGCCCACGACUGACUCCAUUAGGCAGGUCAUUAUCUCGGCCCACUGGUCGCCGAUAUGGCAACCGAUCAUGGAGUCCAUCGACGAGGCCCUAAAUGUGCGACGCAUCUAAAUACUACCCGACGCGCUCUCCCUCGUUGUGUUCGAUUCUGGUUUCCUCAGCCCAUAAGCUCUACGACCAGAGACUCCCCCCUUUGAGUUCCAUUCUUUUGAGAACUCAGGGUGCAACCCGAACGCAACACCAACCCGGUAACCAGUACCUGAAAGAUUGCCAACCAUGGCCUUCAGCAAGUGGAGGGGCAAGGUCGGAGAGCGGCCAAUCGUGGUCGACGCCGUCUCGACCGGCGUCGAUGCCAACGGUCUCGAGACCGUCAACCCGGACGCCGAACUCAAGAAGUUCAAGAAGAUUCACAAGUGGGAUCCCUUUUUGGACAUUGACAAGCUCGAUGCCGCCGACGCCGCCGUCCAGUCUGGCGACUACGAGAAGGAGGCUGCCGUUGAGGCUGCUCUUCACGAGGACUCUCCCUACCCCGAGGUCCGCGCUUCGGUUCAACCUUUUGACGACACCGAGUUGCCGAUCAACACUAUCCGUGCCUGGUCGAUUGGUGCCAUCAUGUGCACAAUUAUCGCCGCCUGCAACAUUCUCCUCGGUCUCCGUCGCUCACCCAUCAUCAUCACCUCCACCGUGGUGCAAUUGAUCUCCUACCCUCUUGGUUGCUUCUGCGCCAAGGUUAUCCCGGAGAUCAAGUUCAACCUCUUCGGUCACGAGCUCAACACCAACCCCGGUCCCUUCAACGUCAAGGAGCACACCAUCAUCACCAUGAUGACCGCUGCCGGUGCCACCGCCAGUUACGCCAUUGAUAUUCUCCUCGCCCAGGAGAUCUUCUACAAGCAAUACUUUGGCUGGGGCUUCCAGGUUCUGCUCAUUAUCUCGACCCAGGCCAUGGGUCUUGGUAUUGCCGGUAUCCUGCGUCGCUACCUGGUCUGGCCCGCCGCCAUGGUCUGGCCCGCGACCCUCAUCACUACCACCGUCAUGCACUCACUUCACGACCACUCGUCUUCAGAUCCCGCCCUCACCAACGGCUGGAGGAUCGGUCGCUACAAGUUCUUCCUCAUUGUGGCUGCCGCUACCUUUGUCUAUGAGUGGAUUCCCGAGGUGUUUGCUCAGUUCCUGCAGAUCUUCACGUUUGUCUGCUGGAUCGCCCCCAACAACGUUGUCGUCAACCAGGUCUUUGGCGGUCAGACUGGUCUCGGUCUUAUCCCUAUUUCCUUUGACUGGAGUACCAUUUCCGGUUUCUUGCUCUCUCCCCUGCAGACCCCGGCUUUCGCCAUCGCCAACGUCGGUGCUGGUAUCAUCAUCAUGAUGCUUGGCUGCAUCGGUCUUGCCUGGGGCGGCCCCGAUUUCUACCGCUACCUUCCCAUCAGCGCCAACUCCAACUUCGACCACUUCGCUCAGCCCUACAACACGAGCCGUAUCUUGACUCCCGACUUCACUUUCAACGAGACUGCAUACAAGGAGUACUCUCCUCUCAUCUUGGGUCCCGCCUUCUCCUUGUCUUACGGCAUGGGUUUCGCUGGCCUCAUCAGCACCCUCGUUCACGUUGGUCUCUUCUACGGCCGUGACAUCAUUGACCGCACCAAGUCUGCUUCCAACGAAGAGGCCGAUAUUCAUCUCAAGCUUAUGCGCCGCUACAAGGAGGCUCCUGAGUGGUGGUUCGCGACCAUGUUCGCUGUCAGCUUUGCCUUUGGUAUGAUUGCUUCCCAGGUCUGGAACACUCACUUGACCUGGUGGGCCUACAUCAUCUGCAUCAUUAUCGGUGCCUUCUUCAUCCUUCCCGUCGGUAUCAUUCAGGCCGUCACCAACCAGCAGACCGGUCUCAACGUUAUCACUGAGAUGAUUGUCGGUUACAUGACGCCCGGCCGCCCCGUCGCCAUGAUGCUGUUCAAGUCUUGGGGUUACAUGCUCUGCUACAACGGUCUCCAGUACGUGUCUGACAUGAAGGUCGGUCACUACAUGAAGAUUCCUCCCCGCACCAUGUUCGCCGCCCAGACCUUCGCCGUCGUCUGGUUGUCCCUCGUCCAGAUUGCCUCUUACAACUUCCUCCGUGGUAACAUUGAUGGCGUCUGCACUUCUCAUCAGGCCCAGGGUCUCACCUGCCCCAAUGCCCGUACUUUCUACAACGCAAGUGUUAUUUGGGGUGUCAUCGGUCCCCGCCGCAUGUUCGGUGCCGGCCAGCUUUACUCUUGGGUCAACUACUUCUGGCUCAUCGGUGCCAUCUGCCCCGUCAUCCAGUUCUUCCUUGCCCGCCGCUACCCUCGCAGCAUGCUCCGCUACGUCUUCUUCCCCGCUAUCUUCGGUGCUGCUGGUAUGAUCCCUCCUGCCACCACCUGGUGGUUGGGACAGUGGGUUAUUGUUGGUCUCAUCUUCAACUGGUGGGUUCGCAACCGCUUCUUCGGCUGGUGGACUCGUUACAACUACGUCCUCUCUGGAGCCCUCGACAUCGGCACCGCUCUUUGCAUCGUCAUCUCUGGACUUGCUCUGGGUCUUUCUAACACUGAAUUCCCUUCAUGGUGGGGAAACGAAAUUAUGAACAACAACCUUGACGCCGAAGGUGCUGCCGUUACGAAGAUUUUGCCCGACGAUGGUUCUACUAUCGGACCUACACACUGGUAAUUUAUCAGAGCGCGGCGGGUGAAAGGAUCAUGUUGCAUACAUACAUUACGAGAGCGAUGUCGUUUGUUGCUACAGCGACACUUUUGAGCCUAAUUUAAUAUACAUUGUUACCCAUGAUGAUGCAUUCGAUAGACUC
Molecule: messenger RNA, 2985 nt
Organism: Colletotrichum acutatum
Lineage: Eukaryota; Fungi; Ascomycota; Sordariomycetes; Glomerellales; Glomerellaceae
Product: OPT family small oligopeptide transporter
Exons: 4
Coding region: 453-2849 (798 amino acids)
Biological process (GO): transmembrane transport
Cellular component (GO): plasma membrane
Molecular function (GO): oligopeptide transmembrane transporter activity
Source: RefSeq, a predicted model, not a curated record